Messenger RNA from Puccinia triticina, 2454 nucleotides. RefSeq lists its product as uncharacterized. NCBI's taxonomy places the organism in Eukaryota, Fungi, Basidiomycota, Pucciniomycetes, Pucciniales, Pucciniaceae. Bases 1 to 2454 code for a protein of 817 amino acids. The record is from RefSeq and is a predicted model, not a curated record. The transcript has 2 exons.
AUGAAACUCCGGCAUUGCGCUUUACUUCUGCUGUCCGUUUGGGCAUUUGCCCAAGUCCCGUGCAACGACCAUUCAGUGAUCCAACCACUCAUCGACCGGUCCGACAGUAGCUUUGACUUCGUACCGCUAUCGGGGCCAGAGAGCCAUGAACGGGAACACUUUUCUAUCGCCGAGCCUCUGUCCCUUUUCCCCCUUUCUGCUGGAGGAGCAAAGGACUACCGGAAUCGAGAUGAAAGUCAUGUUCCAACCAGUCCAGGACCAUUAAUCACCCUCGGCGGACACCGUGCAGACGAGUACCGUCAAGAUAUCUCCGCUAACAAUGUAGUACAGCAGUCAAACCAUGAAGAGCUUUUGUCACUGUUUCCCCUCGCUCCUGGGGGAGCAAGAGCCUACCACGAACGUGAUUGGAAUACUAUUGCUGAGCAAGGCCAUGUUCCAAACAGUCCAGGACCAAUCACCCUCGGUGAACACCAUGCAGACGAGUAUCUUCAAGAUCAUUCCGCCCAUAAAGACCAGCAGUCAGCAUUUGAAGAGCCUCUUCGAGUCGCUAUCAACGCCCCCGAGGAAGGAAAAAAUAGCCGGAAACGAGUCCGGAAGAUUCUUUUUGAGGAAGAUCAUGUUCCAAACCGUCCAAGAAUAAGUGAACCACAUGACGACGGGCAUCAUCAAGAUCUUUCCGCCGAGGAUAGAGAGCAACCAGCCACAAGCGUUAAAAGCUCCAUCUUCACGAGCUUGACAAAUCGGGUCGACAAGGCUAGACCAAAUUUACCAAAGCCCGAAGAAUCAAGCCCGGUGUCUCAAAACGAUCUACGAACCGCUGCGCCUAUGAAUGCGAUAGCUGAAAAGCAUCUGAGUGAUUCCGAAAAGACCAUGCCUGAACCUCAUUCGCACUCGAGAGGCGAGGAAGAAGAAGUAAGAUCGUCUUCUCCCCAGGGUCUGGCUGAGGGAGGCCAUGUUCCAAACCGUCCAGGACCAAUCAACACCGGCACCCAAGACGAGGCUCAGCCGGUAGGUUCCGUUGCCGCUGGGGGAAGAACAGAUAACCGGAAACGUGUUCGCGAGUUGGUUUCUCAGGAAGAUGAUCUUCUGAACGGUCGAGCACCAGUUGUACAGCGUUCUGAGUGGCUAUAUCCUCAACAUUUUCUAGACAACAAGAGACAGGAUGUACCCCCAUAUACAAACCGCAGAUUCCCGAGCUCGAUAACGCGGUUCGAUGGGGCCAGGCUGCAUUUACCGAACCCUGAAGAGCCAGGCGCGGUAUAUCGGAUCAUUAAACAAACAGCUGCGCCUUAUAUGGAUUUCACAGCUGGAAAGUCUCUCCUUCAUGCUGAAACGACUACGUCUAAUCCUCAAUCGGGCUCUCCCUCAAUGAUAAAAACAAAACGUGAACUAAAAGAAUUUUGGGAUGAAUUGUCAAAGCAAACUCGAGAGUGGACGCCACCACCAAUUAGCGAGAAAGCCAGGCUUGCUGCAUACUUCAUGGCAAUUCACUUUCAGCGAGCACUGUCGAACAUUUCCGGAGAGGCUUCCUUGCAACAUUUAAACCGAUCAAACCGUAUCUUGAUUCCGUUUGCCUAUAGAUUAUUGAUGAAACCACUUAAUACUGAGAACUGGGCAAGGAUCCUCCUGGUAUGGCGUAACCUGUGGCAUGAGGAAAAGCCUGAAACUGAAUUUAGAAGGCGAUCAGACGGUGAAGUUUUGAAGAAAUUUCUUUGGAUCUCGAAUUUCAUCUGUGAAUCAACACUCCCCGAGUUAUAUGGGCACAUGACGACUAGCACAUCCAUCAGGCUCCGUUUUACACGACCCGAAAGCAGGACUAUAAACAUAUUAUCGGAUGGAAGAAAGGAGUUGGUAGCGGUAUUGGGUGUCGCCCGGCAGGCCGACAUGGAACACCUGAGAAAGAUUCUAAUUCAGGAAUGCUAUGAAGGAGAUCAAAAUUCGGCUCAAGCUGCGUCGUGGGAAUCAGAUCCUUCAGUCUGGAUGCCAAUACUGGCUGACUUGAAUAGGCAAGCAGUUCCAAUCACUCCCGAACCUACAGAAAUCGAUGAACUAUUAGAAAAAGGGAACCCAAAGACGUAUCUCUUCGGCAGAGACACCUGGAAUAGAAGGUACCGUCUACCGUAUGGUCCCGUGCCUGCGCAACCAUGUCACUUCCUCCAUAAUUUUCCUGGAGGACUCAAGACAGAGAUCAGAAAUCUCUUUGAAAGGACUGGUUAUGAUUCUACAGUGGACCUUCAAGUUCAAGCUUAUCCCAUUCCUGCCAAAAAUUGGGAAGAACUCAUUAGGCGCCUUGAAGUCCAUCUUGACUACCAAAAUAAGGCUCCUUCAACAAGUACACACGGUAGUUUUUUGCCCAACAGGUUGCAUCAGUGGCUUGAUGAAAAAAUCAAGAUAAUGCGGAUAAAAGAAGCUGAAAAAAUGAAAAAGCCAUCCAGGUGGUCUAAGUUCACAUAG